AUGGCGCGGCCGCGUUGCAGCAACGCCGUCUUCGCGUCCUUCAACGUCCUCACCCUCCUCCUCGGCGCGGCCGUGCUCGCGUGGGGCAUCUACGCCGGCCGCGGUGCCACCGACUGCGAGCGCUUACUCCGCACGCCGGCCCUGCUCCUCGGCGCUGCCAUCAUGGCCGUCUCCGCGGCCGGCAUCGCGGGCGCCUGCUGCCGCGCGUCGCUCCUCCUCUGGAUCUACCUUUUCCUCGCCGCACUGCUCAUCCUCGUCGUGCUCUGCUUCGCCGCCUUCGCGCUCGCCGUCACAAACGCCGGCGCCGGGCGGGCCGUGUCCGGGAGAGGGUUCAAGGAGUACCGGCUCGGGGACUACUCCAGCUGGCUCAGGCGGAGGGUGGAGGACGGACGCACGUGGGGAAGGAUCAGGAGCUGCCUUACGGAGGCCGGCGUGUGCCGGAGCCUGCAGAGCAACCGGACAUUCGACGAGUUCGUCAACGACAACCUCUCGCCGCUGCAAUCUGGAUGCUGCAAGCCCCCAACUGAAUGCAACUUCGCAUACCUGAACGAGACCUACUGGACCAAGCCCUCUGGCCCCAGCAACUCUUCCAACCCUGACUGCGACACCUGGUCGAACGACCAGUCUGAGCUCUGCUACGGCUGCCAGUCUUGCAAGGCCGGCGUCCUGGGUAACCUCAAGAACAGCUGGAAGAAGAUUGCCAUCAUCAAUGCGGCGUUCAUCGUUCUCCUCAUCGUCGUCUACUCCCUUGGGUGCUGCGUGCUUCGGAACAACCGGCGGCACAAGUACACUCUAGUUGGGAAGUAGGCAUAUAUCUUCAGAAGAUGCGUGCCAUGUAUAUGUGUGUGUUCUCAUGUUCCCACCGUAAGCUGUUUCUGAACCUUUUAUAUGUUGUUUGAUGAGCCUUCCAUGUAAUAGUCAGCGUAUACGACAUGGUUCAUGGUGGGAGUCUCAACUGUAUGAUAUCUGUAAGAAUAACAUGGUGCCAUGAUUUUGGAGCAGACAUUUUAUCCCAGUCAAUUUUUGUUCAAA
This is a messenger RNA of Setaria italica (foxtail millet), 1032 nucleotides long. Its product is annotated as tetraspanin-8. NCBI's taxonomy places the organism in Eukaryota, Viridiplantae, Streptophyta, Magnoliopsida, Poales, Poaceae. The transcript has 2 exons. The record is from RefSeq and is a predicted model, not a curated record. Gene Ontology annotation, cellular component: plasmodesma; plasma membrane. Gene Ontology annotation, biological process: auxin-activated signaling pathway. The coding region runs from base 1 to 807 and encodes 268 amino acids.